Sander lucioperca (pikeperch) is the source of this 2625-nucleotide messenger RNA. RefSeq names its product dystrobrevin, beta a (gene dtnba). The record is from RefSeq and is a predicted model, not a curated record. Gene Ontology annotation, biological process: synaptic signaling. The transcript has 23 exons. NCBI's taxonomy places the organism in Eukaryota, Metazoa, Chordata, Actinopteri, Perciformes, Percidae. Bases 352 to 2394 code for a protein of 680 amino acids. Gene Ontology annotation, cellular component: plasma membrane; synapse. Gene Ontology annotation, molecular function: zinc ion binding.
CAUCGCUCACUGUCACCGGGGAGGGGGCAGGACGGACCGAAGAGAGAGGAGUGACUUUCUUUCAAAAAUACAGCAGCAACCGGUACAGCAGCAGCGGGUAUGGAGGGUGUGAAACAUGGUUCACUACGGAAAUAAAUAACGGGACCGGACGAUAUUAUUUAAACCAAAAAAGAGGAGGGCGCAAAACACGGCGAAAAGUGGACAUUUCAAGAAAGAAGAAACUGGGUGAAGUCAGAGUACCACACGUUUCAGUGUUGAUAUUGGUAUUUGGCCACGAAUACCUGCCGAAAAUAGUCCCGACUCUGCUUUAUUGAGGCUCCUCUGUCCUGUGUGACCCCCUGACACAUAGAGAUGGUGAUGGAGGAGGGGGGACAGAGAGACAGAGGGAGGGGGACUCCAGUGACAGCAGAAGCAGAGGGGAGACAGAUCCUCGUAGAGCUUGGGGAGCAGAACUUGGAUGCCAUUUGUCUCUCUACGUAUCGAACAGCCUGCAAGCUCAGAUUCAUACAGAAGAGAUGCAACUUGCAUCUGAUCGACAUAUACAAUGUGAUUGAGGCGGUGCGGGACGCUGGUCUGAACGCUGUAGAGCUGAACGCCGGCAUCUCUGUGACCAGACUGGAGAACUUGGUGUCCUCCCUGUUCAACCAGCUCAGCAAGCGCCUGCCCACCACACACACCAUCAACCCGCGAGAGAGCACCGUCCUGCUAGUUGAAUUUAUACUGGCCGCCAUUGACGGUGAGCCUGACAGCCGUCUGACGGUGCUCUCUGUGAAGGCGAUGCUAGCCACACUGUGUGGAGGGAAACUGGUAGAUAAACUCCGCUAUAUUUUUUCUCAGGUAUCGGACUCCAGCGGUGUGUUGGUACAGUCCAAGUUUGAUGGUUUUCUGAGGGAGGCUCUCAAGCUGCCCACCGCUGCACACGAAGGCCCGUCCUUUGGCUACACACACACCUUAGCACGCUCAUGCUUUCCACAACAGAAGAGGGUGAUGCUCAACAUGUUCCUCGAUAUCGUAGCUGACCCUCCUCCGUGUCUUGUCUGGCUGCCUCUCAUGCACCGCAUGGCCAACGUGGAGCAUGUUUAUCAUCCCGUGUCAUGCUCCUACUGUCGUGGCAACAGCAUGACGGGCUUCCGCUAUCGCUGCCUCCGUUGCCGUGGGUACCAGCUCUGCCAGAACUGCUUCUGGCGUGGCAAUGCCAGUGGCUCUCAUAGCAACCAGCAUCAGAUGAAGGAGCACUCAUCCUGGAAGUCAUCAGCGACAAAGCUUGGCCGAGCCCUGAGCAGGACUCUGGGCUGUGUGUCCUCCAGAGAGCCCCCUCAUCCUAUUUACCCAGAGGAACCUGAGAGGACCCUAAACCUCUCCAACAUAGUCCCCUCUCGCCCCACUGGGAACACCAGUGAAGCCAUGUUGCUGUCCUCAUCAGUGCCCGAGUCCUCCACAAGUUUGGCAGCCGCUCAGCGUAUGAAUGAGGAACACGCUCUGAUUGCUGCGUAUGUGAAUCGCCUCCAGACCACCCCAAGUAGUGUGGACAGUCCCAGAAGAGAAGAUGAAGAGCACAAACUGAUCGCCCGCUACACCUCCCGACUGGCAGAGACUGACAGCACAGGAGUGAUACCUAACCGGAGCAUCAACUUUGAUGUGAACAAACAGAAGAGGGAGCUCAUUGCUCAGCUGGAAUGCAAAAACAGAGAGAUCUUGGCAGAGAUCAAACGUCUCCGUAUAGAACAUGACGCAGCGUGCCAGGCCAGUCCGGGGAAAGGCAGCACCAACCCGACUCUGCUGGCCGAGCUCCGUCUGCUCAGACAAAGGAAAGAUGAGCUGGAGCAGAGGAUGUCAUCUCUGCAAGAGAGCAGGAGGGAACUGAUGGUGCAGCUCGAGGGACUGAUGAAGUUGCUCAAGGAUGAGGAACAACGACAGGCAGCGCAGGCGGCUGGUUCUUCUCACACCUCUCCUUCUCGACCGAGCCCAUCAACCGUCCGCUCCGUAGGCGCUGCAUCUCCCCAGGCUCACAUGUACGCUCCUCAAGAUUCCCUCGCUGGGGUUGGUGGUGACGUACAAGAAGCAUUUGCCCAAGGCCCGAGAAGGAACCUGAGGAAUGACCUUCUGGUAGCAGCCGACUCCAUCACCAACACUGUGUCCUCACUGGUCAAAGAGCUCCACUCUGAUGAUGUUCGGGAGGAAGAGGAGAGAUUGCUAAACGGGAAGGAUAGAGGUGCUCUCUCUCGUCUGCAUUGCAGCAAGCUUCAUAAAUAUGCCAUCUCAUUAGCCAUGCUUUAUGGAGCCCCUCCUCUAUACAAGAGGACCGCCUGCAGAGACGAAGCGGUGAAACUACUUCCUGGUCUGCUCACUGAGCCCAGACCAAACGCUUAUAAGAAUACUAACCUGCAGUACUAACCCACCGACCCCCGAACAGCCAGACAGACAGGAGGCCAGGGUUCAGCCCCACCGUGCAACACACAGGUUAAAAUGAUCGCAGGACAAACAAAAACAGCAGAGUGAUGUUUCAUCAAAGCCAAAGAAGACUGACCCUGCUGGAAUUGAAAUAUAUCUUAUUUUAAUCGUUAGUCAGUGGGGGUUAGAGCUCCACUGCCAAUCAACCAAUCGCGAUGCUGGACACCAAACGAC